Messenger RNA from Xyrichtys novacula (pearly razorfish), 22538 nucleotides. Lineage: Eukaryota; Metazoa; Chordata; Actinopteri; Labriformes; Labridae. The record is from the annotation of a GenBank genome assembly.
AGUAGGCCGUUGCCGGAGAGAACCGGGGAGGAUUCGUUGUCUACUGUGUCAACCCGUCUGCCUGCUGUCUCCCAUUGAGGAAUGCUGGACGAUUUAACUGGGCUUUUUACUCACUGCUUGGUUUUCCUUUUACUUGACACCGUGGAGGAUCAAACAGGCGAUUUUUUCUCAUCACCCCAGGUUGGUUUUGCUCUAUUUUCGCUGAAUUUGUAGUAAGAAAGAAAAACCGAGCGUAAAAAAUAAGUUGCAUAACGGGAGCCAAUGUGCGCAUGCGCGAAAUGUCUGUUUGCUCUACUUACUGCACUUUUAUAACCAAAAACGCCUCUUUCGGGCUCUAUUUUCACUUUUAGGGAUAGAAAAGUGUAUAUUUUAGCGAACUGGCCGCUCGGUGUUCGAGUUCCAGUCGUUUUGUGGCGGCAUAUGAGGGAUAACGUUACUUUUACAUAACUGUGUCAGUGUACCGUGCAGUGGAUUGCAGGUCAACGUGUGUGAGGAUUUUGAAUAGCAGGUCAAUGGGAGUUAGAUGGGGGAAGGGAUAUUUGUUCCAUCUAAGAUGUGUUUUAAUCACAUUUUCUUUCAUUUAAACGCUUAUUUUGUUAGAAUAACAACAUCUGAAAACAACAGUCGUCGAUGUAAAAGUGUUAAAAAUGUCAUUAAAAUGAAACGUUAGCUAGUUUAAAUCCCAGUUUGUAGGGUUUACAGUAUGAGCUCAGGCAACAGUGAAUGUGGUUUUUACACAUCUAUCACAUGUGAAAAUAGAUUUAUUCACUGUUAUUAGGCAGACUGACGUCAAAGUGAAAACGGAGGUAACUGAGAUGUUUGAACUGAUGGUUAUACAUUUAGUUUAUAACUUUAUCUUUCAUGGCCUGUGUUUAACAUUCACAGAAACCUGUGUGGCCCUGCUAUACUAAAGCCUACCUGUGGCUGUGAGGCCAUCAUGAUAAUCACAUUCACUGCGUUUAACGUCACAUUUAUAUAAUACUUACACUAGACUUCUUUCAAUGUUAAUGUCAGGAUGAAUAUGAGCUCAUUUGACUAAAUGAUUGCAAAAUAUCGACAUUUGUCAGCAGAGAAUGAAGCUUGAACUUUCCAUCACAACCAAAAAAAAAUCUCUUUACUUAAUGUGUUAACUCUUUACACUGCUGGUCUGACAUGUCUAAAACUUUGACUAAAAUUCUAUCAGAUACUUAUAUAACAACUUAAUCUGUCAUCCCUCCUCUUUUGAAUCAUACCGUUUAAAUUCAUGGUUAAAAUAGUGCAGCAGAUUCAGUGAGGUAACUGACUGAUAUGAUGCCAUUUAAAUGAUAAACUGUUCCAGGAGUGUGGAUGAAAAUACUUAUUACUCUUAAACUAAUCUUCAGCAGUCCUUUUAUCUUCUUACAGUAACACUUGCCUGAUGUUUCUCCCUGUGAUUGACCAGAUUAUGUAAAUGAUGAUCAAGAGUUCCCAUCCUUUUAACAAAAUUGCAAAGUAUAGGUCAGCUCAUGUCAUUUCUAUCUCACAUUUCAUUCCGGUAUACGCUUCAUAAGAGUGUGAUUGGAUACUAGUGAAAGCAUGUGGUUUUAUGAAACACCGCUACCACUGCUUUGUGCUGCACCCCAGCCAAAUCCAUGUGACUGGAGCAGCGUUGUAUAAUGCCUGGGAUCUGUGCUAGUGUGCUGGGUUAUCAGCGCUGAACUGACUGAACCAUUGCUGAGCUUGAGGGGAAGCAGAGGGAGUUUAGUUUCAUUAUGUCACUGUACUCCUCGGUUUUGAGUUACAUAUUUUUCUGAGGUUUUCUGGAUUUUCGGAGAAAGCUGUGAUUCCGUGCUCGCUUGCUGGGUUGUUUAGGACUGUACAUGGAAGAAGCAAACUCUGGUAAUCGCAUACUCAUGCUGCAUGCUCUCUUAUUAAACUUGACACGCACUGUGAGUUCUGUAUUCACGCUGUAAAUGAAUGAAUAAGAUUUUGAGUUCAGUUCUGUGUCUGUGUUGCAUACAGAUUGAAAUGAUUGCUUUUACAUAGAUUUUCAAGCGCAGUGUGGUAUUGUCGUGGCAGUUUGCGGUGGUUAUGUAAAUCAUAUAUAUAACAUAGCAGUGAAAAUCCUGUUCAUAAUAGCUUUGUAAGUGCUUUCUUGUUUAUCUUUAACUAUAUGUUUGUCCUCCCGUUAAUGUGGUUUCUGUGGUGAAGAUUGAAUGAUAUGCUGUAGCUUGCAUGUUAAGUCAUCUUAAAUUUGUUCGAUAUAUUUCUGCUUCAGUUGUCAAGACAUACUUCUCUUUAAGUUUCUGUCUCCUUUAGUAAUGUUAAAUGGAAAAAAGAAACAAUCCGUAAGUGUUUACACUGACAUGUUUCUAGCCUGCUGUCAUUCCAAACUUCCUCCUUACUGGCUGACAUCACUCUAGACUGCUGUCAUUCCCUGCUCUCCUCUGAUUGGUUACUGCUGCAGCCAAUUGGACGUCCCGUCUGAUCACUUGGCUACCGCCUCAGUUAAACUUGGGAGUGGGUCACGUCUAAAGGUGACAGAGUGUGUGUGGGUGGGUAGAAAGUCUGCCACAUUUUUGUAAUUCUUCAUAAUAUGAAAUCCUUCCUUUAAAAUUUAGAGAAGUUAUGUAAAAGAGCUUAUGUAAAGGGGGAAGAAUAGACAAGCUGCCCAGUUUACGCUCUUACAUAAAUAGCUGCAAACCUAAUGUUUGAUUGGAUGGCAGGGAAACAAUGAAAUAAUUUAGUUUGGCUUCAGUACCUGUUUCCAGUAGUUCCUAAUAUGGAUUUAAUGGACAGAAAUAGCUUAAUCUGGAGCUAUUCUGCUGGUGAGGGUGCAGAGAAUGAAGGGGGUGGAUUAAAAUUGUUGCUCUUGUAUUUUAACUAGAUUUAUGCUUGUGAACUCUAGGGGUGUGCUACAAUGAUUAAGAAAAAAUAAUGUGGAUGAUUUUGCCAACAUGUAAAUCUGACAUUAUAAUGCAUUCCCUCCAAAAACAAAUAUUUGUUGGUGAAAUUCUUCAAAUUGUAAUGUCUUAUAAUUAAAAUGUCUAAUGUUAAAACUCAAAGCUGAAUUAUUUGAGUCAAUAAAAACAUGAAUAAAACACUCAAACCACAAGAACAAGUAUUAAGAUCAAAAAUUGCUUAUUUGAGUGAACAAUUUUAAAGUGCCUGCAGGACUAAUUUUGUAAAAUACUGCACAAUGACUGAGAUAAUACUCAUUUGAAACCAAAUCUAAUAUUGUUGCCAUAGGCACUACUAAACUAGCCAGUGACUACUACAGAUUUGAUAGAUUGAUUAAUUUGAUAUGCCGUCAUUAGGCGUUAGGAAAAUAUGUUUUCUUUAAGAGAAGAAAAUAGUGACAUUCAUCCUUUGAGGGUCAAUGCUAAUACUGUACCUAUUAGUUCAAAAUAUCACUCACUGACUGGCCUAUCACUUGAUAAUUUUUUUAUAUAAUAUUGCAUAUAUUUUCCUGUGUUAAGUGUGUCCGAACAAAGAAACAGCAUAUAUUGGUAAAAGAUGCUCAAGUUGCUCAGCUGGUUUGGCAUUUGAGUUUUUGCCAUUUCGCUUCCGCAUAGUGGACUGGAUGAGGCAGAGUCACUUGACUACACCUGGGUUACUUUGUUUAUGAGCCAUAACUUGUCCACCUCCACUACAUUAAAUAUCCACUUCAUUAAAUAUUCUUCUUUUGUGUUCAAUGUUACAGGCUGGUUACAUGUCAUUGCCAUCUACUGGUAUGGAUUACAUUUGCAGAUGUAUUUAACCAUUUCUGCUGAGGUUGCACAAUAUCAUCAGCAUGGUUUCACUACAGAAAUUUCUGACCUUAUUGUUAUUAUUAAAAAAGACUUUUAAAAAAAACUUGCAUUAAAUAUGUGCAUGCAAUGACAUCUUACACAUGCCGACAUAUAAUAAAGUGGUUGACUGGUAACCGUUUUUCAGCGGCUUCUUAUUUGUUAAUUUUUUUCUCUUUGACAAAAUACAACAAUUUAAAAAUACAAAAAAGUUUUAAACAAAAUAGUUGAACUUCAGUGUAUAGUUAUUUAAAUGGCAGUGAAUGGAAGCAGAAGCCAAAUCGAUGUUUUUGAUCAACUGUUUAUAAAUUUAAACCUGGACACAAUUAUAUGGACACCUAAAAUAACUGUUGCAGCUGGGCGGCCAUCAUUUUAAUAUACAGUUUCAAAUAUGUAGUUGUUUCUGGCCAAGUGAUGUAUACUCUUAUAAAAUGUAGCGGUCUUAGAAAAUCGACCUUCAUUUAGAGCUUUGUGGGUGUUAAUUUCAGACACUGUCUGUUCUCAAAGCAAAUCUGUGUUUUUAAAAAUAUCUGUGCACGACCAGCUUUGAUUAUAUCAAACCACUUACCUUAAUUAAUCACUCUCUUCAAUAGCUGUUUACUGUAGUAUGUGACAUUAAACCCAUAUUCAGAGUACAAAUGAUGUAUUUACUGUCGCAGAGUUUGAAUUAGUUGCCAUGGUCAUUCAUGUAAUAAUCUCACUGUGUGAAUACAGGGUAUAUUUCAAAUUAGGGACUAUUCACUCCUCUUUCUAAUUAUUUGUCAAACGAGGGCACAGCACUGUGUUACAUAAGGAUGUGUUUAUCUAAUUAGAAUGAAACGACCCUGGGCAGUGCAUCAGCACGUCUGUUUAUCACCUAUUUGGAGGGACCUGUAGCCUUGGCAUUAGUGAUGCUGAUGUUGUUUGUGAGGCAGAGCAGUCUGCUCCCCAGAGAAACUCCCACUUAUUUAGGCAACUUCAGAAGGGACAGGCGGCAUAGGACAAGAGGGAUCUUCACUAAUUAUUUUCUCAAAUUCUCUUUUUCAUGUCAAAUUAAGGGCUCUGAUGGUUUGUGUCAGCCCAGGUGAAGGUUUUUGUUGGUCCUCAAAGGUGUUUUCAUCUCUCCAGAGUCACCUUUCAUGUGAAAAAGGUCCUUUGAAAAAUUCAGCCAGAUCACACCGGUCUGAGGCUUAAGUCCAGCCGGAAAGGGCAAACAGCGGCCUAUUUACUCUGCAGACCUUUUGAAAGACGAACUGGCGCAGUAUUUGUGUUUUUUAUGUUUGGUGUGUGUGUGUGUGUGUGUGUGUGUGUGUGUGUGUGUGUGUGUGUGUGUGUGUGUGUGUGUGUGUGUGUGUGUGUGUGUGUGUGUGUGUGUGUGUGUGUAUGUACACAACAACAACGAUGACAAGAUCACUUCAUCUGUCCUGUGCCCUUUACUCCACUGCUGGUGUUUACAGGUGCAGAGGUCCAGGCUGAUCAGAUCAAAGUGCUCAGCUGUAUUUUUCAUGCUUUGUUGCGUUGAAUCCACAUUGAUUGCUUCUUAUUUCAGCUCUGUUUCUUCACUAUUGAUGUGAUAUCAGCAGAGAUGCACUGUAUCUUAAAUGGUUUGUCUGAGUACCUGUGUUAUUUUUACUCUCCCUCUCAGACUGCAGACCCACUCAAGAGGGAUCAACUCCAUUUACCCCCCAGUGCCAUGCACUUCAUGGCAUUGCCAUGUGGACAGUAACAUAAUCUCACACAUCUUGCCCUUUGGCUCGUCUAAUGUCUGAGGACAGUGAUCCCAAGCACUACCUGUACCCAACCCUGGAGGGGCUCGAACGGAACCGGGAAAGGGUCGGCUUCCAAGCGGAGGAGGAGGAGGAGCACUCUCCCUGUGAUUCCAUCAGCCAACUUCACCGCAUGGCCAGCGGUUACAGCGAGGGUUGUGGCGGGCAGGACGGAGUGGAACUGGAAGCGGAGCUGGGAUUGGCGUCUGAGGGCAGUGACAGCAGCCACGAGCACCCGGCCUCACCAAGCUCCCCUCAUGAUGACAGGAAGAGGCCACGCCCACCCUUACAUGAGGAUGUAGAGAUGGGCGGCAGUGGCUCAAGUGGGAGUGGGACAGAGUCCCAUGGCAACGAGUCGCAUGGAAAUGAAUCCCAUGGCAAUGAGUCUGUGGGCAGCUCCAAUGGCAAUGGCAAAGACUCGGCCCUCAUGGAGUCGUCAGGGAGCAACAAGAGGUGAGACACAUCAAAUGCACUGAAACAUGGUAAAUGACGUUUUUUGCCCACUCCAUGGGGAGCGGACCAUCUAGGUCACGGAAGUACACUUCAUUACAUGUAAUGGAAGGCUGUUUUCUCCUGUCUGAGUCAUUGUCAGUGUCAGUCAGUCCAACAGCCAGACUAUUAGACUGAGGCCAGCAGUCUGAUCUGCUCCUAUAUCUGAGACAGGCUACAAAAGGCUGUGACUGCUGGCACAAAGGGCAUUUAAUGAACACAAAGUACCAAAGUACUGAACGCGAAGUACCACUUUCUUCUGCUGACUUAAACAUCUCAAAGACUGCUUUGUCCGUUCCUGCACAGUUCGUGCUGUGAACAGUGACAUUCACUUGUUUUGUUUUGUUUUUUUUAAAUCGUGGGCUGUUUUGUGCCUUUCAUUUGAGAGGAGAAGACAGUGGAUAGAGCUGGCAAGAGGGCAGACCGGAGCCACAGGCUUUGAUUGAACCUGGGCCUCAGACAUGACCUUGGUAUAUGAGGCUUGCACUGUGACUGGCAAGGCUAAGGCUUGCCAGUCAAGGCUUCAUCCUGCUGCUUGUUGACUGAAUGUAUGUAAUUCCAAGAUCCAGGCAUUAAAUAACACGUUUCUCAGUAUCUGUGUGACCACUCAUCUCGGCAGAAAGUAGCACAUCAGUUGGAGGUCUACAGUUACAUAACAAACUCUAUUGUUUGUUCCCACAUCCAUGAGGUGAUGAGAAAACAGCAUGUACAUAACAUGCAAUCAAGUGAAUAUAUGCCACUCACUCCAGGCUAGAGUCUAUAUUGAGAUUCAACUGCUCGUUACAAAGUGAAGUUUUAAUGAAAGGCUCCUAAAUAUAUACAUCCAAACUUUUUUAAAAUUAUUAUUAAGUAUUAUUGGCAAACAGCGCUGCUCUGUGUAAGCUCUACCACUGUUCCAAACUAAAGCUGUUGUAUUACUUUCCCAUUGACUAAUGAUGUUACAGGCAGGAAUGUGCAGAAUGAGUUCAAACACUCACCCGAGGAACUUGACACACCUGCAGCCCAUUAGGAGCAUCAAAAGUAGGACGCUGGCCACUUGCUUCAGUUUGACGCCUGCAAACGCGUGUUGCUGCUUGACUGAAGCGAAUGAGUAGUGCACUGGCUUUGUGUCCUCUGUAGUGAGGUUUUUACCAAGCGAUUUCCAGUUAAGCCUGUUUUCUGACCUUAAAUGUGAAGAUUUGGAUGAACUUUAACGAAAGAGAAAGUUGGUUGUCAUCCUGUGGCAUCCUGUCCUUUAGCUGACUUGAGGAGGCAGAAAGAAGACGUAAAUAAACAAAAAAUUCUAGUAUGGCUCAUGCUGGACACAUGAAAAGAAGGAAACACUUCUCCUGAAGGGGGGGUGUCCACUCCCCUAGUGUGUUAAAAAGAUAAUUUAAGGUGCACAAAAGGCAUCAAGGCGCAGUUGAAGUUAGCCGACAGAAAGACAGCCAGCUGGACAGUCGUCAUCAGAGGCUGUCUGUGCGUUGAAUGACGCUUCGAUUUACGUAAUAAGAGUGCCCUUGAUUUCUCCCCCUUGCAUAUCCCUCUCAAGGUUGAAGCACUUUGAAAAUAUUAGAGCGUAGGAGUGAAGGCAUCGAUGUUUCCUAUCCUUCUACUCUAUCCUAAACUCAUGUCUUAUUUCAAAGAUUGAAGCAGAUUAAAGCAUUUUGAGUGCGUUCAUCACAAUCUGGCGUUGUAUUCGUCCUCCAAGAAUCCAUUCAUGUGCUCUACCAUAUACAACAUUCAAAGCUUUACUGUUGUUUUUUUGAUGUGCAGGGAUAACAAUACAAGGAAACUGUUAUGCCACUCCUUCGGCUGGGUUAAAACAAAGCGCUUUUCACAUUUAAAAAGAACAACUGCAGAGUGCAGCAGAAAAAAGCACUGGACAGCAGUGAUACUGCAUGUAAAAAAUUAAAAUGCAUCACUGCAUUAUGACAUAGAGGUUAUUUUGGGAGCAUCGCACUGCUGCAUCCAUGCACACCACCAUACUGAGCGCCCCCUGCCUCCCUAACACUUACAUUCAGUCAUCUUUUCUUGAGGCUGUUUUUGACUCAAAGACUUUUUUCCAGCCUUGCCGUGCUGCCUCAUGCGUCAUCAGAACUAGUCUAUUUCAAGCUUACACUGUCAGGAAAUGUUAAUCUUAUUGUUGGGAGCAAAUUUUUUAAACAAAACUGCAGAUAUUUUCAAAUUUAUAGCCUAUGCAGUACAGAGGAAGCUCCCAAACAUGCAGGAUCCCAUUUAAUGUGACUCUAAUGUCACAAAUAAAAGACUCUAAUAAUGAUAAAAAGUCAAAUUGAUGAGACAAACAGGCCUGUUUCUGUUAUCAUUUUGAAAAGCAACAUAAUCUGCACUAUGGGGUCAGUGUUGUCACUUCCUUUCAUACUGAGUUUGGGACACGCCCUCCAAAAGUUAAUACAAUUCCACAGUUACAAUAGUGUCCAUAAUAUAGGGUAAUUCAGAUUUUUAUUUUGUCAAACACUUAAAUUUUGGUAUAACAAUAAAAAAAUAUGCAGCUACAGUGCCAAGGGGUGAGGAGAUGAAGAGACAUGGUGUACAGCUGAGGCCAAGUUAGGCUGCUCUUUUUAAGGAAAAACUGGUGCAGCAGAAACAUGAAACAGCCGUCAAACAGUCAGGAAAUAUGGAGUCUCAGAGUGUGAUGUCUGAAAAUGGAGAGCACAAAAAAAAUCGUCUUACAACUUGAGUGUGGGUUAAUGUCUUUUUUUAAAAAAAGGUGUCUGCAUCUCAGGCCAGUAGUGGGCGAUAUUAUUCGAUCAAACCUCACUGGGGACCAUAGUGCAUAACCAUAGACUGCAACAAGGUGGAGAGCACAAACCACAGACUGUCUGUGGCCCUGAUUUCACAAACCCAGACAGGGAAGUUUUCGACCCUUCUGUUCUGUCCGCACCUGUUAGAUAUGUUCAUAUUUUUUUAGGAGUAUUUAUUCAGAUGGUUUGUUGUCGUUCCAGAAAUACAUGAGCGUCCUUGACUCCUUGUGUUUCGUCUUAGCUUGUGUUUUGGAGCUCUGUCUGUGCUUUCACAAUGUUUAAUCUUUAGGUCUCUGUGUACAUCUGUAGUAACACAACAUGUUACUUAUGGUUACAGCUCAAACUCUCACAGCCCCUCGCCACCGAGCAGCUCCAACGCCUUCAGUCUGCUGAGCUCGGAGCAGGACAACCCUUCAACCAGCGGAUGCAGGUUCGUAAACUUCUUACAUUGAGCUGAAUCCAGAUGCAUGCUUUGCAUUUAACAGGCUGUCUGUUAUGUGACAGUAUGUAGACCAGGGGGUGAUGUGAUCGCCUCAUUUUCUGCUCUCCAUAUGGGAGAACAUGCUCUCCAGGAGCGUGAGCGCAAUGGUGAGACCUUGUCAUUUUGACGCACGUGUAUUUGUCCCAUGUUCGCCUUGCAGCAGCGAACAGUCAGCCAAAGCAAAGACACAGAAGGAGGUUUUCAAGACCCUCAAGGAGCUAAAGAUGCACUUACCAUCAGAAAAGAGAAGCAAGGGCAAGUCCAGCACAGUCAACACGCUCAAAUAUGCGCUGCGAUGUGUCAAGCAAGUGAAAGGUAAGCCCUCCUUCUGUUAGCAGAUUUGUAGAGUUAGUUCCUGACUCUGAUUAAAUCAUGACGGUUAUGUUUUCGAGUUAGCAAAGUUUUCUUGGAUGCUAGACAGUAGCUAAUGUUAAAAAAUUUAAUGCAUCAGAUUUAUAUAAUGCUUUAUCAGAGACCCUCCGACCACCACCACACAUCACUCACAUUCAUACACCAGUGUAAGACACCCACUGGGAGCAAGGUGGGUUAAGUGUUUUGCCCAAGGACACAACGGACAGACUAGGGUAGGGGGGAAUCGAACUGCUAACCUUCCAUUUAUUGGACAACUGCUUUACCUCCUGAGCUACUGCCGCCCCUAUUUGGAUUCAUCUGGGAGAUUUUUUUUUUUACCUAAUUUCUGAUGGUGAUGAGUUAAGGUGGUUCAAAGAGAGCUGACCGUAUAUCAUGCUCUCCUUGUUUUGCAGCUAAUGAGGAAUACUACCAGAUGCUUAUGAUUAAUGACAGUCAGCCACCAGGGUUUGAUGUCUCCUCCUACACUAUCGAGGAGAUCAACAGCAUCACCUCUGAAUACACCCUCAAAAACACUGUAAGUACCUCUGAUCCUCACCUUAGAAUGAAGUUGAGAUUUCUUCCUGGCUAGAAGCGUUCAAAAGUAACUCAAAGGCUGGAAAUGACCUGGCUCUGAUAUGCUAAAAACAAAACAAAACAAACAUAUAAUUUUAAAUGCAUCUUUUCUCCAAAUGCACAGGAUAUAUUUGCUGUAGCCGUGUCCCUCAUCACUGGGAAGAUUGUUUACAUUUCGGACCAGGCAGCAACCAUCUUGAACUGCAAGCAGGAAGUGUUCAAGAACGCCAAGUUUGUGGAGUUCCUGACGCCGCAGGAUGUCAGCGUGUUUUACAGCUUCACCACGCCCUACCGCCUGCCCUCAUGGAGCAUGUGCACUGGAGCAGGUAAACUUAUAUCUUUUUUUUUCAUCUCUUGAAUUCAUCUUCAUCUUAUCCAUCCCACCCUUCAGACUUAACACAGAAUAAAUAAUGAUGUAAAGGCACACAGGUGCUGUCAUCACCCUGAAGGGCACGUGGGGUGGCCACAUGAAACACUCCCCCUACCACCUGCACACACAAGCACCUAUUUCCUGAACAUGAUCCGCCCCCACACACAUGCUCAUACACACAUAACACAUUUCACAUUGACAUACUCAAUCACACAUUUACCAAUGUUCGCCUAUUCACACGCACCUGCCACACAUUUCUGAAGGCUUGCAUAUACAACAUUCAACACUGAAUGACUGGUUGGUGAGUUAGUUAAAAAGGUACAAUCUUAGGAGUAUUAGUGUAAUUGUCCUCUAAGAAAUCAAACUGACCCAACAAGUCCAGGAAAAAAAUCUAAUUUCAGGAUAUAAAAAGCAUAAAUAAUGGACUGUUUUGAUCUUUGAGAAAAAGAAAAAGCUGCCAGUUUAGUCAGUAUAGCUUCCUUAAAGCUUCCGUACAUUACUUUCUUUGUGCCAAGUUUGGCGCCCCUGCAUUAUAUAUUGUCUGAAAUGCCCAUCCCUAAUGACUACUUAGGGACUCAGGGCCCCUCCCCAAUAUUUUCUGAUCAAUAUCGCGUUUGUGUUUUGACUUAAAAUAUGUAACACUCCCUCCUACAGGUGGACACAAGAUCUUUUUUUUCUUGUUCGUGUUUUAGUGUAGUUUCAACCCCCAUUGCAGUGUUGUUAAAUAAGAUCGUCACGACUGACGUUAAUGAUGUCUUAUCAUUUCCCCACUAAUUCUCCAAAACCAACUUUCAGAGUAUGUAACCAGUUUUUAGCGCUAACCGCGGUCUUCUACUCUUCCUACAAGGUUAUGCUGUUGUCAGUGCGCUUCAGAUGUGGUUGAUGCACUCGUCUCAACAGCUUGUGGUUAACAGAUAUGGAAUUUGUUUUCAGUCAAACGUUGUAUUACCUGCAGGCUGAUUAAGACUGUUAAAGUCAUCACCGUGAGGCGGCAUUUUUGAUUUCUUGUGUUUCACAGCAGUCCAGCUUCAACCUUGAGUUGCAUAAUUGUAGAAAAUCUCACAUGGCUUCUCGAUUUCACCUGUUUCCUUUUUUGGGAAGGACACACAGCCCUCUUAAGUCGUGUUCACAGUCUGUUGAAUGUUGAUGACUAAUAGUACUCACUCUUAUGCAUUUGAUGAUUUAUUCAUCCCACCUUCUCCCUGUCUCUAAUUCAGAGUCGUCUCCCACGGAGUGCAUGCAGGAGAAAUCCUUCUUUUGCCGCAUCAGGUGAGUGACAGCAGUCAGCAGCUUCUCUGAUCCAUAGUUUCCUGCUCAAACAGGCUGUGAGUCAGCACUGGGUUAGUGUGCAGAUGGAGGGAGGGAGGGACUGAGGAGAGGGGGACGUCAGCAACUGUGAACUUGGCAACUGUUCUGCCAUCUAGUGGUUAUAGAGGGUAUUACAGUUGGAGUUGAAUAUUACUCCUCAUAGUCAGAUAAGUUAUUAAUCUGCUUUCUCAUACAUUUCCUCACAUUAUAUCUCAAGACUUUCUGUAAAAAAGAUGCUACCUUUCAUGCAAAGAAAGACAUUUACUUUAAAGCGCCCUUAAAAAUCAGACUUUUACUAAGACGUGCAGACUAUAAUGCAUAUAUGUGUGUUUGCAGUGGUGGAAAGGAGCAUGAAGGGGAUCUCCAGUACUACCCGUUUCGUAUGACUCCUUACCUGAUGAAAGUCCAGGAUGCUGAGCUGGCUGAGGAACAGUUUUGCUGCCUUCUGCUGGCAGAAAGGGUGCACUCUGGAUACGAAGGUAAAUCCUGCACUCAUGUUGUAUUUCAGUCACAUCACUCACAGUUUCUCUGAGGAUAUUUAUUGGACACUAAUUUAAAACACUGGUUAAAAGUGGCACCGUGCACAGUCAUUCCUUACUACCUAUGCAUUUGUUUAUCAUAAGAACAGACUGAGUGUUAUCUUCUUUCCACAGCACCCAGAAUCCCCCCUGACAAGCGCAUCUUCACCACAACACACACGCCAAACUGUGUGUUCCAGGAUGUGGAUGAGAGGUGAGAGAACCUGUGCUGUUUCUCCAUUUGUUAAACGACCUACAGUUUGCUUUGUUUGGGGUGAAGAAACUGAGGGUAAAGGAUCUGGGUCACGGGACUCAUUCAGGGCCUGGUUUUUGCAGUUUCCCUGUCUUUAACACAUUGGUUUUAUUCCUUCGUCAGGGCUGUUCCUUUGUUGGGUUACCUCCCUCAGGACCUGAUCGGGACGCCUGUGCUGCUUAAUCUGCAUCCAAGUGACAGACCACUGAUGCUGGCAGUGCAUCGCAAGAGUAAGUAGCAAUUUUUAACCGCUUUUACUUGAUGGGUUUGCGGGCCCUCAUUUUUCUUGAAUGUAUUCAUGCCGCUCUAGUGCAGUAUUGCAGAAAUAAACACAUCUAUGUCCACUAUUCCUGUGCUAUACUCCAUGCAUAGCGUGUCUGUUCAUGCAGUUUAUUUUGCAAAAGAGCCAUGUGCACUAACACAAAAAAGUUUGUGCUAUAAAAGUUAAAUGCAUAUUAAAUCUUACUUCUCUAAGGCAUUAUGCUCACUGCUUAUAACACAUCAUAAUCAUUGCCAUAAGCUGCUAUGAAUGCUUGUUUAUCAUCACUCAUAAGGCUCGCCAUUUAGUCUUAUAGAUGCAUUUACAGGGCUUUAUAAAUGUGCUCAUGAUGCAUUAUAAUCAACAGCCAGUUUGCAAUGCGCUGACAUAGUGUCAUUGAACUAUAUCCAUGUCCUGUUGUCAACAGUCUUGCAGUACGCUGGUCAGCCCUUCGAUCACUCCUCAAUUCGCUUCUGUGCGAGAAACGGCGAGUACAUCACCAUCGACACCAGCUGGUCCAGCUUUGUCAACCCCUGGAGCCGAAAGGUCUCCUUUGUCAUCGGCAGGCACAAAGUCCGCAUGUGAGUGUCCUAAAUAGUCGGCUUGGUUCUUGGAUUUUCUCCUCUGUAGAAGUUGUUUUAAUAUAACCGAGGUCAGUUUGAACAUUUCGGAUAACGAGGGUGUGUGUGCGUUUUCAGGGGUCCUGUGAAUGAGGACGUUUUUGCUGUACCGGUUUUUCAUGGAGGGAAGAUCAUGGACUCAGACAUCCAGGAAAUCAGUGAACAGAUCCACAGGCUGCUACUGCAGGUACACACACACACACACACACACACACACACACACACACACACACACACACACACACACACACACACAGAGUCAUAUAACACAUGCACUUCUAAUGCAGAGCUCAGUCAAAACCACCACCUUAAUACAUUUCAUAUUUUACAUACAUUUUCAAAGUUGUCCCAUCAGUUAAUCUAACAACCUUGUUUUUCUGCAGCCGGUCCACAAUAUGGGUUCCAGCGGUUAUGGCAGCCAUGGCAGCAAUGGUUCCCAUGAGCAGCUGGUCAGUAUCAGUUCGUCCAGCGAGAGCAACGGGAAUGUCACGGCGAGGAAGACCGCGGAAGAGACGGGCAAGUCCAAGCCUCCGAGAACGUUCCAGGAGAUUUGUAAAGGGGUCCACAUGCUGAAGAACCAGGACUCCCAAGUCUACCAGCGCUCCCCGUCCUCCUCCCCCCUACCAUCUCCAUCUAAGCCUGAGCAGAAGAAGACCAUUGACAGUGAGUUCAGUUAGAUAUAAAAGGAAGAAGGACUCUUGUCAGCUUGCUCACUUUUUUCAAAUUACUUGUGUGUGUGUUUCUGAUGUUUUUCGUCCCUCCCCUCCAGCAGCAGUUGCAGCUCAGAAGAGUCCAGCUGUACGGCUGAAGGACUCAGCAGCCCCUCUGCAGGUCAGGGACAGUACUGCAGCCACAAUGGAGGACUUCCCCUGCAAGGACCAGACAGUCCACUCCUACCAGCAGAUCAGCUGCCUGGACAGUGUCAUCAGGUGAGGGCUGUUUUAGUGAGUUUAACAUCGUCGUUAAGAAGCCAGGAUUCUGAGAUUAAACCAGUUUUUGUUUCUCAGGUACCUGGAGAGUUGUAACAUCCCCAUCACUGUGAAGAGAAAGUACCAGUUCUCCUCUAACACCACCUCCUCCAACUCAGAUGAUGACAAGAAAGGCUUGGGUGAUGGUAUGCAAGGGCCUCAGGACACAAAUCCAGGCAUGUUUACACUCAUACAUGGAUACACCCUCUCUCUCAAUGCAUUUACGAACAAGUCAUGCCUGUACCGACCAGAAUCAAUCUGUAUUUAUCUCUGAGCUCGGAGUAACAGGUUUAUUUCUCUCUGGUGCAGACCCUUUGAUGCUUGACGCUCAGCCUGGUCUGUCGAACAUGAAAGCGCCCAAGAAACCUCCAUCUGGAGCAGCUGCUGUGGUUGGCGGCCCUCUGGCGCCCCUCACUCUGCCAAGCAAGGCUGAGAGUGUGGUGUCCAUCACCUCUCAGUGCAGCUACAGCAGCACCAUCGUCCAUGUGGGAGACAAGAAGCCUCAGCCAGAAUCUGGUGAGUGAGAUGUUUUACCUCAAGGAAGAGAAACAUCUCUGCUACAGCUUGCAGUGUGUGUGUGUCAGCACCAUAGACUGUAUAUAGAAUGGACAGCAUUUGCCUCCUCGCUGGGGAUGGGUAAUUUCAGGCAAAAAAUGCGGAAUUACCAAGAGCUUUACGGUUUCAAAUCUGUAUGUUGGCGAAAGGCGGAACUGAGUUAUCCACAGUAUAUACAGUCUAUGGUUAGCACAACUGUUAUAGAAAAGGUUGUUUCUGACUGACGUGUGUGGUUCUGUUUCUCCUACAGAGAUUAUAGAAGAUGUUGCAGAGAGUCCUGCACCUCCACCCCUCCCUGUGAGUGUGGUGUCGCCGCCCAGCCAGGAGAAGGAAGCCUACAAGCGGCUGGGGCUGACCAAACAGGUGCUGGCUGCACACACACAGAAAGAGGAGCAAGCCUUCUUAAACCGCUUCAGGGAGGUCCACAACGCCAGAACCCUCCAGAAAGACUGUUCCACGUAUCUGCACAAACAGAGAGGCCCUGCCAACGCUGAAGGUAAGCAUGGUUUACUAGCAGCCUCAUGAUGGGGAAAUAGCCGCAUAUAUUACAACAGCAUGGCUCUGUAGUCAAAGUCAAGUUACAAACUAUCAGGUUAUGUUUAAGCCAACAUUUUACACAAUGUCCCGCUGAGGCUUUCAGGCAGAGAAUACGAAAUCCUGAUAGUUAGAAGCCAUAAGUCUUCAUAAGGUUUUAGGAGGGUUUUCUGUGUCUACAUCAGUACCCUCUUUUAUAAAUGUGCUGAGUAGAAAUGUGUCAUUAUUCAAGUUAUCCAGUCAAUCCAAUAAAUCAACAAUCAAACAUGGGGCUAGUUAUUAGCAGGUGAGACAAAUCUCCAGUUUAUGCUUGUGUCUGUAAAUAACCGUCCAAUUUAUCCGCCUGUUUUCCCAGAAGCAUCUGGACCACGAGGUGCAGCCAAACAGGGCCCCACCAGGCCAGAGACCACUACCAAGAAGGGCAACCGCAACAGAAAAUCCAAAAAGCCACGGAUGAAGCACCCUGAUUCGUCGGACAGCGCCAUCUCAAACCGCAAACCCCGGCCGCCCCUGCAGGGUCUCAACCAAACUUCAUGGUCUCCAUCAGAAGCCUCCCAGUCAGCUUUCAAUGUCUCCUACCCUGCCAUGGUGCCUGCUUACCCUAUCUACCCCCCAGCACCCUCUGCCCCAACUCAGGCACCUCGCCCUGACCCCUCCCUUUCAGCAGGGUAUGGAGAGGGUCAGAGCACUCAAGCCCCACCCACUGCCACACCGUUUCCUGCACCGAUUGUAACCCCCGUGGUGGCUCUGGUGUUACCCAAUUACCUCUUCCCUCAGAUUGGACAGUUAGGUCAGAUGGGGCAGCUGGGGACUCCACCCAGACCAACGUUUUUCCCUGAGCAGUCCCAGCCACAGCCUGCAUACACCACCCAGCAACCUUUUCAGACCCCACAGCCAGCCUAUACCAUUCAGACACAACCCCCCUUCCCUGUGCAGACUGUUUUUACCCCCCAGCAGCCAUUCCAAACUGCUCAGACCCCCUUCUCUACACAGCAGCCUUUCCAGGCUCCUCCAACCGCUUACACCACCCAGCAGCCUUUCCAGGCCCCUCAGCCCGCCUUCACUUCCCAGCAGCCCUUUGCUGCCCAGUCGUCUUUCCCAGUACAGACUCCGUUUGUGAGCCAAGCUACGUACCCACCACAGCCCUUUCCUUACAGCCUGACCGCUGAGCCCUCCAAAGCUUUGGCUGUGGAGCCCAGAGAGGGGGCUGUUUCACGCUCCUCCACCCCUGCCUCAGGGGCGAGGGAGCCCGCCACAUCACCGCCACUGUUCGAGUCACGGUGUAGCUCGCCACUGCAGCUUAACCUGCUCAGCAUGGAGGAGGGCCAGCGCUCAGUGGAACGACAGGACAGCACAGCGCCUCCUGCUGGGAUUCAAGGCAACAGCUCGGUAGCAUCAGGGGCAGGAGGGGAGAAGGUCGGAGGGACAACCAAGACUGACAGUCAUCAACAGGUUAGAGAUGAAAUAUUCAAUCACACAAUCUCACUCCGACACCUCUUCGAUAAGCUUGUCUCAGUGUCUGACCUCUUCAGGUUUAAACUCUGACGGUUUGAUUUCUGGUCUGUUAGGUGGAUUCUCCAGGAGACGGGGCCCACAGUGACGGUAACUCCUCAUCCUGCGACUUGUUGGACAUCCUACUGCAGGAGCAGGAGGACUCCCACUCUGGCACGGGAUCAGCCACAUCCGGCUCCAUGGGCUCAGGGUCUGGUUCAGGCUCUGGGUCUGGCUCAGGAUCAGGCUCAGGCUGUGGUACAUCAGCAAGUGGAGCUUCAGGCAGUCGAACAGGUCAGUAACCUUAAGCAGGACAAGAGUGUUCCUACCAAACAAAUUUACUUUUACUUAUGGUGUUGCAACUUUCUGGCUAAAAACAACAAGUAAAGAUAUUCAGUCUGUUUCUGACCGCUUCCCUGUCACUUGUCUCUGUGUUUAGGGAGCAGCAACACCAGCAAAUACUUCGGCAGCGUUGACUCCCUGGAAAAUGAUCACAAGACCAAGGCCAAAACCAAGGCAAGAAGUGAAGGGAGCUCUGAUGGGGGCCAGUCCCAGAACAAGGUCUCAUCUCAAGGGGAUGGAGACCAGUUCAUCAAAUAUGUUCUCCAGGAGCCGCUCUGGCUACUCAUGGCCAACGCUGACGACAACGUCAUGAUGACAUAUCAGAUGCCGUCCAGGUGAGUCACUGGCAUGAUUUAAAAAUCACACCAAAAAAGUUCAAAACUUAAGUUCAACUGGCGCUUUAAUUCUCUCCUCCUUGAAGACCACUCUUAAACGCAUGCAUUGAGGAGUUUCUCACCACUAAUGACAAGGGGGAGGUAUCUGACUAUUCUGUGGGACACGUUGAAGGUGGUAUUAAGAGGUCACAUUUUUUCAUAUGAGUCAUCUAAAAAACGUGAAAUUGAUCAAAAUCAAAAAAAUGCUUUCAACCCAGGAGGAAUCCUACAGAUCCUCCCUUUUGCAAUCAAAUUGUAAUAAAAACUUGAAACUGAAAUAUGAGUAUAAUACUAUUCUCAAUAAACAUGUAAAAAAAUCUCUUAUUAAAACUCAAACAGUAAUAAUACUGCUGAAUUGGGAGUCUCAAACACCUCCAUGCUUCAAAAGGUGGCUUCAUGAAAUGCUCUCUGCUGUUAAGAUGGAACAGAUCCGUGGCAGCAGACUCACACAGCUAUUUCCUUAAAGUGUGGACAUCGCUAGACAAAAACUAACUGUAAGGGUCAUGGUGUCUGCUGCUACCCUGUAUCCACACUACGUGCAUGCUCCUCUUUGACUAAUUUCUAUCUAGUGUAUAAAGCAGGAUCUCACCCAAAUUUAUUAUGUUCUUUUGUUUUUGUUUUUUCUUUGUUUUCUUGCUUAGUCCUGUUUUUCUGAUCAUGAUUUUUAUUUAUUUAAUUGUCUUUCUUUCUCUCUCCCUCAUUUUUUUGUCUUGUGUUUUGUUUUCUGUUCAGUAUCUUAUGGUCAAGAGGCUGUUUUCCCUUGGUUUUUGCUGACAUCUGUCAGCCUUGCACUGUAUGUGAUACCUCAUUUCUGCCUCAUUGGUCAUUUUACAUUCAUAUAUUCUUGUACUACCAUGAUGUCCUCUUGUCCUUGUGCCUGUUUUUUUUUUGUUAAACCAGAAACAUUCUAAAUAAAAAAAAAACACACAGAAAAAUCACACCACAACAAAGCAACAGCGCUGCAAAAGGGUUUAAGAGAGAGACUCUUUUUUUAAUACAUCACGUGGAGAAAAAGGAAAAACAAACUUAAAACAUGUCAGAAGUCCACCUACCAUGUGGACAGCAGACCAGUUAACACUUAGGUGGUUCCUUUGAGUCUUCAGGGCCCAACAGAGGGCGCUAUGCUACCAUCAGCGCUGCAUCCCAAUCACAAAACCAUGAAAACCUGAGAAUAAAUGAAGGAUGAAAGACAGAUAAUUCCCCAGUGAGAUUGUGCUCUCUGUGAAACAUUUGAAUGUGCCACAAUGACUGAUCGUGUUUGUGCUGAAACAAGCAACUGUGACCUUUUCUGCUGAGAAUGACACUGCAAAUGAGCUAAAAAAAAUCAAACUAUGUUGGUACUGUGCUACAAAAAAAAAAAAGUCCAGCCGUUUAUUGAGAAACACAGAUUGGUGAACCUUUUGAUGUGAAAUAAAAACUUAUCCACAGAUAAGGAGAUGACAUGAAGAGGAAAACAGACAAACAGGCAGAAAAUAAAGUUUCAGUCCCAUAGGGGAACUUUUACCUCCACUCAGCUUCCACACUCUGAAAAUUAAAGGUCUUGCGAAUGUGUGUUUGCUGCUCUGCAGGGACAUUCAGAGGGUUCUGAGAGAAGACAAGGAGAGACUGAGGCAAAUGCAGAAGAGCCAGCCUCACUUCUCUUCGGACCAGCGACGGGAGCUUGUUGAGGAGCAUCCCUGGAUGAGGAGAGGAGGUCUACCAACUGCUAUUAAUGUCAAGGUAUGAGCCAGCGUACGACUGUUGUCAUGUUUGGAACUAGAGUCUAAAUUUGGUUCCAGGAUUAAAGGUUUUCUCAGGGACUGAAGGGGGCAGGGCCUGAUUCUAAUCGUCUCCUUUCAAUGUGUGUGUAGGAGUGUGUGUACUGUGAGGACGCCGCGGCGGCGCCCAUCGAGGAGGACCUGCCAGACAUGGACAUGGGCGAGCUUGGCGAGGAGCUGAGCCGAGAGGACCAGAACGCCCAGAGCCAAUCAGAGGCCUCUCAGCCACAACAGGACACUGGCUCCUGAACGAACACACUUGCUCACUGCCAGCAGGGGGACACACUCUACCAGCUGCGAACCCUCAUGAUACAAACACGCACACACGCACAAACUCACACGCACAUUGUGGAUCAAACAACCGUGUGCCAGACCAUCCUCACAAACACGCACGCACACACACACACUCUCACUCGCUCACCAUGAACUCACCAGGACUCCUGCUGUUGUCGUUGUGGUGAAUAUGAGGAUGCGUGCUGCUUGUGCGUUCACGUGUGUGUGUUGUGCGGGGGACGGACGCUGAAGUGCAGCUCGUACACACGCAGACCAGGGCCCAGCUCCCGUGGUUGGUGACCCUUGGCCUCCCAGAUAUAUUUUUAUUUAACGUGUCUCAUUGUUUCUGUCAAAAUUGAAAAAUUUACAGAAAGUUAAUUUAAGAGAUUUUUUAAAUUCAUUGAAUUGUUCUCAGCUAGAAGCUCACAUUGCUGUUUGAAUCUCUGCCACCCGGUAUUAUGCUGUUGUCUCUGUUUUGCCACACGGUCACAGUCAGACUCCAGAAACCCCUUUACCUGUUUACUGGAUAAUGUCAAAGUACACAGACUUGCACUUUUGUACCACUGACCCCAGGACGCUCCUCAUUUUUUUGUUUGAAUAUCAGCAGUGGAAGCACUUGAUUCAACAGUUGAGUUUUUAAGCAGUUCUUUUUCAUUACUUCUCAAAAGUGACAAUCUGAUACAUCGUGCAAGGUGUCCACAAUGUGACACAGUUAUUUAUUUUUUACCAAAAAUGUACAUAGGAUAGAUAUUUUUAAGUUUGAGCCAAAUCCAUUCAGCUAAGAAACUUGGUCAACUUCAAUUUGCACCAUAAAAAAUGAAGUCCAUCUGUUCUGUCUCCAGCAUCAAGCACAUCUGGCCUUUGUGCAUCAGGACGCUGCUGAAAUGUAUCAAGGUCAAGAGGAUGAUACCCAACAGUUUGUGUAUUUAGAUUAAUUUCUUUUGAGAUUAUUGAAAAAUGCAGAAUAUUGUCCAAAGUACUUCUCAACUUUCCAGUUACUAAGGUGCAGCUCUACUACAAAGUGUCACUUUUAGACCAAAUCAGUGCUGUUUUCCUUUUUUAAGGUUUAUACAAUUAAUUGACUACACUGUUAAAACAAACAAAUUAUUCAGUUGUAAUAUGGUUCUUCAAACUGGUUGCCACUUGCUGUAUAACAGAGGAUGUGCUGAUAUAUAAUACUUUUUAAGAUAGUUAUCAGCCAGUUACGUAACUCACCAGAAGCAGCAUCUAUCAGAUUUCAUUAUAAAAGCAUAUUUAUACCAGACUGGAAAUACGAUGUUCUAAAUGCAAGACUGUAACAGCAUCACAAACUGUGGGGAAACAGAAAAAACACAGUUUUGAACAUCAGUGGAGUUCGAUGAUGACACGUUGUUGUUAUCUAUUUGUGAAGUUUAUGAAGGAACAUGUCACUCCACCUUUGUCUUGAUGCCCCUAAAUUUGGCAGUUUUGUCUUGACUUUUCCCAUAAAAUAUUGUGAUUAUGAUAUCUUGAUUAUUUCUGGCCAUGUUAAUUGUGAGGUGAAAAUGUGACUUUGUGACGCCCCCUAUUCAAACAUAAUGCUAACUUUUGUUAUUUCUAUUUACAUCCUAUCAGGGAAUUUCCCAUGUCCUCUCACUUUCCUUUUUUUAAGCCCAUCUCUUUACUCACUUUCCACUCUGAGGAGUUUGAAACUUUUGAGAGAUGACCUAAAUGACUCUAAUUUAUUAGUUGCUACAGAUUUGUGUGCCACAGCACGGCGCUAUUUGUCAAAACUUGGUUGAACAUCAGCUCUGAAAUAUUCAAAGUGGAAGAUAAGCAUCACUAUUGUAGCAAAUAAGGGACCCAUGUUUCCUCAGUGACCGUCUUUACUCUGGCUUAUAUAGGAAAGUAAAACCUCAGUCCACAUCUGCUCCAUGUAGGCUGGUCCAGGUUAAUCAGCACAAGAACCGGGAACAACUCUGGUGCUACUGCAGAGACAAUGCUUGGACGGGGUUUGUGAAUGUAAUGCAGACUGGACCAAUUGCAUCUUGCUCGCUUAGUUUGUCUAAAUGCUUUUUAUUUUUAACUUCUGUCCACAUGUUGAAAUGUUUUUUUUUUCUUUUAUUGUUAUAUUUUUUUAUUAAUUUCUUUGCUGUUUCAUUUGUUUGACAUCGGAAAGGGGGACAGACCCUACCUCUAUUAAAUACCAGGUCAUGUUAAGACCAGCACAUGGCGUGUGUUUGAAUGUGGCAAAGUGUAACAAACAGAGCGGUCAGAAACGAAUGUGAUUCCAGUGAGUGAUGGGCUCUUGCAGAGUCAGUGGACUCCAGUCUGCACAGAGAGGACGAGUGCCUGUCACCACCCGUAGAAACUGCAGUCUGUCUCUGUCUUUUGUCUCUUUUUGGUGCAAAAUAUUUUGAGGGGGGGCCUCCAACACUCACCUGUGUCCAGUGCAUUACAAACGGAAGAAUGUAGUUCAAUAAAAUCCAAACAUAGGUGUGGAAAAUCUAUUUUCGUACUGUUGAGUGUAAGCUGGAGAAUGCUGCUGCACACAUCUUUAAGCCUUGCCUUUUUCAUAAGGCCUCACACAGAUGGAAUCCGUUAAAUGAGUAUCACACCGGUGGGCUGUUGGAACCCCCCUGACCUGUAAAUGCAUACACAGGGUACAUGAUGUACAUGAUGUAUGGUCAUGUAAAUUUGUUUAUUGCCACUGUAUGAGUCUGUGCUAUAUUUAACCAGCACAGUUCUGUGCAUUUUUGUAGGUGAUGAAAUGUGUUGUUUGAGACAUGGAGACAAUGUUGUAAUAAAACUACAGAAAUACAAAAAGGU